AAUUAAUUUGAUCUGUUUCACAGAAGCAGCGUUUUAUAGAUCGAUAAAGUGAUCUCCAUUGCAAGAGUUAGAGAAAGUGAGUUGAAGAUGGCGAAUUCAGUGAGUCCACUAAUUGUAGCGUUCGGGGAGAUGCUCAUCGACUUUGUGCCAGACACGGCCGGAGUUUCGUUGGCCGAGUCCACGGGGUUCCUCAAGGCCGCCGGCGGUGCACCUGCCAAUGUGGCUUGUGCCAUCACCAAGCUUGGUGGUAAAUCGGCUUUCGUUGGCAAGGUUGGAGAUGACGAGUUCGGACACAUGCUGAUCAACAUAUUGAAGAAGAACGGGGUGAACGCAGAGGGAGUGUGCGUGGAUAAGCAUGCCAGAACAGCUUUGGCGUUCGUGACCUUGAAGAACGACGGUGAAAGGGAGUUCAUGUUUUACCGGAACCCAAGUGCUGAUAUGUUGCUCAAGGAUUCGGAGCUAAACAUGGGUCUUAUCAAGCAGGCUAAGAUAUUCCACUACGGAUCCAUAAGCCUCAUAGCCGAGCCAUGCAGAUCGGCUCAUAUGGCAGCCAUGAAAGCCGCUAAGGAAGCUGGCGUUUUGCUUUCCUACGAUCCCAACGUCAGGUUGCCCCUCUGGCCCUCUGCUGAUGCUGCUAGGCAGGAGAUCAAGAGCAUAUGGAAUCAGGCUGAUUUCAUCAAGGUGAGCGACGAUGAGGUGAACUUCUUGACGCAAGGAGAUUCUGAUAAAGAAGAUGUGGUUCUGUCCCUGUGGCAUGACAACCUCAAACUGCUCGUGGUCACUGAUGGUGAGAAGGGCUGCAGAUAUUACACUAAGAAAUUCAAAGGAAAGGUGGCCGGCUUCUCAGUUAAAGCCGUGGACACAACCGGCGCCGGUGAUUCUUUUGUUGGUUCAUUUUUGCUUUCCAUGGCCAAUGAUAUGUCCAUCUUUGAGGACGAAGCAAAAUUGAAGGAGGCUCUGAGUUUUGCAAAUGCUUGUGGAGCUAUAUGUACAACUCAAAAGGGUGCAAUUCCAGCUCUUCCAACCCAGUCUGAUGCCCAUGAGCUCAUUUCCAAGUCCAAAGCCAAAUAGAUCCAUCCAUCCAUGUUUUGAUUUCCAUCUUUAAUUUGUUUAGCACCACAUCCAAACCCUUUUUAAUUAAUUGUUUAUUUUCUGGUUAGCCUAGUUUUUGAGGAUAAUGAGUAAUAAUAUUUCAAAUUUGUUAAUUUCUCUAUA
Malus domestica (apple) is the source of this 1215-nucleotide messenger RNA. RefSeq names its product probable fructokinase-5. NCBI's taxonomy places the organism in Eukaryota, Viridiplantae, Streptophyta, Magnoliopsida, Rosales, Rosaceae. The record is from RefSeq and is a predicted model, not a curated record. Gene Ontology annotation, biological process: fructose metabolic process. Gene Ontology annotation, molecular function: fructokinase activity. Gene Ontology annotation, cellular component: cytosol.